Messenger RNA from Carassius carassius (crucian carp), 1955 nucleotides. RefSeq names its product guanine nucleotide binding protein-like 1 (gene gnl1). Gene Ontology annotation, molecular function: GTPase activity; GTP binding. The record is from RefSeq and is a predicted model, not a curated record. Lineage: Eukaryota; Metazoa; Chordata; Actinopteri; Cypriniformes; Cyprinidae. The transcript is spliced from 12 exons. The coding region runs from base 134 to 1936 and encodes 600 amino acids.
CCCCGUCAGUGGGCGGCGUCACAGAAAAGUCCACGCGAGUAACGGAGAAACUUCACGAAUGUAAAUAUUAAGCGUACAAGGAGGAUACGUCCUCGCGCAUUCUCUCUGUUUUCUUCUUUAGAUUAAUGCGAACAUGCCACGCAGAAAGCCUUUUAGUAUCAAACAGAAAAAGAAGCAGCUCCAGGUGAAACGCGAGAAAAAGAGAGGAGAAAACGGUUCAAGUCACAGUAGCCGAAAUGCCAGUGUGGAGCGAGGACCUGGCAGAGACAGAAAGUCAGAUACAUCAGACAGUGAGACGACAGACAUCAGGAGGAUCAACCAUCAGCCUGGCACCAGAGAGAGCAGAUAUGACCCUAACAGAUUCCGUCUGCACUUUGAGAAGGAGAGUAAGGAGGAAGUGGAGAAGAGGAAGAAAAUAGCGAGGGAGAAAAUCCUGAAGCCAGUGGCAGAAAAGGAACUAGAGAUUGAUAUGUCCCAGAUCUACCCAGAAGAGAAAGGCCUGGAUUUCCCAAGGCGGCCCUCAUGGCAUUACAACAUGCAGCGAGAGGACUUGCUGCGGAAAGAGGAGAAGUCAUUUCUGGAGUAUCUGGAGGCUCUUCACUCCAAAAACCCACCCGGUACCCUCAGCCACUUUGAACACAAUCUCGAGACGUGGAGGCAGCUGUGGAGAGUAAUGGAGAUGUCUGAUGUCAUUCUACUCAUAGUGGAUAUCAGACACACAGUGCUGCAGUUUCCUCCUGCUCUGUAUCACUACAUCACUGGUGAGUUAAAGAAGUACAUCAUCCUGGUGCUCAAUAAGGUGGACUUGUGUCCCGCCCCGCUGGUUUUGGCAUGGAAACACUACCUGACUAAACAGUUCCCACGCCUGCACUGUGUCUGCUUCACCUCCCACCCAGGACAAGCCUACAGCACACUUCUACAGAAGAAGAGGAUGACGAAGAAAGCAGGAUGGAAUCAGGCUGGAGGACCGUUUCACAUCAUGAGAGCGUGUCAGGAGAUCACAGCAGGAAGAGUGGAUUUGAGUAGCUGGGAGAAGAAGAUCCAGAGGGAUGCUGUUGCUGUGGGAACGGAGGGUGAUCAAGCUGAUGAUGGAUCGGAAUCUGUGUUGAUGGAGCAUCAUAGUGACGUUGCCAUGGAAAUGAACAGCCCCACGCAAGAACUUUAUAAAGAUGGAGUGCUAACAUUGGGCUGCAUAGGUUUUCCUAAUGUAGGCAAAUCUUCAGUGCUGAACAGUCUUGUCGGCAGGAAGGUCGUGAGUGUGUCUCGAACCCCAGGUCACACUAAAUAUUUCCAAACAUACUACCUCACUCCCACUGUUAAACUGUGUGACUGUCCUGGGCUUGUCUUCCCUUCCCAAGUGGACAAGCAACUACAGAUCUUGGCUGGUAUAUAUCCAGUGUCCCAGCUCCAGGAGCCUUACAGUUCAGUAGGAUACUUGUGUGAACGGAUCGACUUCCUGCCUGUGUUAAAGCUGACACAUCCUGACAACAGCCCAGAAACCCCAAAAGACCCCAAAACACAGGACUGGACGGCAUGGGACGUGUGUGAAGCCUGGGCCGAGAGGAGAGGGUAUAAAACAGCUAAGGCAGCCCGUAACGAUGUCUAUCGAGCAGCCAACAGUCUCCUGCGUUUAGCCAUCGAUGGACGGCUGUGCCUAUGUCUGCGACCACCUGGAUACAGUAAAGAUGAAUGGGAAUCACACCCAGACCUGGCCGAGAUCAUUGCUCUUCAAGGUAGUAAGGAAGAAGAGGAUGAGUGUGGUGACAGGGAAGACGACGAGGGCGAAUCCAGUUCUGAGCUGGAGGAGGACAAUGAUCGGGAUGCCGACGAUGAUGAGGAUGCUGAUGGUGAUGAUGAAGAUGAUACCGUGAAGGCUGACAGGAAGGGCCUAACUCUCAACAUGUUCACUGUGCUGGGAGAGAACAAGUGUGAGUGAGGGAUAUGAUCCUUAUACA